Sapajus apella (tufted capuchin) is the source of this 2337-nucleotide messenger RNA. It is a transcript of the gene KLKB1, whose product is annotated as kallikrein B1. The transcript is spliced from 15 exons. Gene Ontology annotation, molecular function: protein binding; serine-type endopeptidase activity. NCBI's taxonomy places the organism in Eukaryota, Metazoa, Chordata, Mammalia, Primates, Cebidae. The record is from RefSeq and is a predicted model, not a curated record. Bases 187 to 2103 code for a protein of 638 amino acids. Gene Ontology annotation, cellular component: extracellular region. Gene Ontology annotation, biological process: proteolysis.
ACACAGAUAGGAUGUUCAUCGAAUAUGUUGACAGGACAAAAAGUUGAAACUGUUGGCAGAAACCCAAAGUCAAUAUUGAAGCCAAGCAAAAUAGUGCCCGCAGUGCCACAUUAGAACAGCUUGAAGACUGUUCAUUUUUAAGUGACAAGAGACCCUCACCUCCACAGAAGCAAUUGUGUUUUCAGAAUGUUUUUAUGCAAGCAAUCAACUUACCUCAUUUCCUUGUUUGCUACAGUUUCCUGUGGGUGUCUGACUCAACUAUAUGAAAACACCUUCUUCAGAGGUGGGGAUGUAGCCUCUAUGUACACCCCAAAUGCCCAACACUGCCAGAUGAUGUGUACGUUCCACCCAAGGUGUUUGCUAUUCAGUUUUCUUCCAGCAAGUUCAGUCAAUGACAUGCAUAAAAGGUUUGGUUGCUUCUUGAAAGACAGUGUUACAGGAACCCUGCCAAAAGUACAUCAAACAAGUGCAAUUUCUGGACAUUCCUUAAAGCACUGUGGUCAUCAAAUAAGUGCUUGCCACAGAGACAUUUAUAAAGGAAUUGAUAUGAGAGGAGUCAAUUUUAAUGUGUCUAAGGUUAGCAGUGUUGAAGAAUGUCAAAAACGGUGCACCAAUAACAUUCGCUGCCAGUUUUUUUCAUAUGCCACGCAAACAUUUCACAAUGCAGAGUACCGGAACAAUUGCCUCUUGAAGCACAGUCCUGGAGGAACACCUACGAGUAUAAAGGUGCUGGAUAACGUGGAAUCUGGAUUCUCACUGAAGCCUUGUGCGCUUUCAGAGAUUGGCUGCCGCAUGGACAUCUUCCAACAUCUUGCGUUCUCAGACGUGGAUGUUGCCAGGGUUCUCACCCCAGAUGCUUUUGUGUGUAGGACCAUCUGCACCUAUCAUCCCAACUGCUUCUUCUUUACAUUCUAUACGAACGCAUGGAAAACAGAGUCACAAAGAAAUGUUUGUUUUCUUAAAACAUCUGAAAACGGCACACCAAGUUCCUCUACUCCUCAAGAAAACACCAUAUCUGGAUAUAGCCUUUUAACCUGCAAAAGAACUCUACCUGAGCCCUGCCAUUCUAAAAUUUACCCAGGAGUUGACUUUGGAGGAGAAGAACUGAAUGUGACUUUCGUUAAAGGAGUGAAUGUUUGCCAAGAGACUUGUACAAAGAUGAUUCGCUGUCAGUUUUUCACUUACUCUUUACUCCCAGAAGACUGUAAGGAAGAGAAGUGUAAGUGUUUCUUAAGAUUAUCUUCGGAUGGUUCUCCAACUAGGAUUACGUAUGGGACACAAGGGAGCUCUGGUUACUCUUUGAGAUUGUGUACAACUGGGGAGAGCUCUGUCUGCACAACAAGAACAAACGCACGCAUUGUUGGAGGAACCAACUCUUCUUUGGGAGAGUGGCCCUGGCAGGUGAGCCUGCAGGUGAAGCUGGCAGCUCAGAGGCACCUGUGUGGAGGAUCACUCAUAGGGCACCAGUGGGUCCUCACCGCUGCCCACUGCUUUGAUGGGCUGCCCUUACCGGAUGUUUGGCGCAUUUAUAGUGGCAUUUUAAAUCUGUCAGACAUUACAAAAGAAACACCUUUUUCACAAAUAAAAGAGAUUAUUGUUCACCAAAACUAUAAAAUCUCAGAAGAGCAUCAUGAUAUUGCCUUAAUAAAACUCCAGGCUCCUUUGAAUUACACUGAAUUCCAAAAACCAGUAUGCCUGCCUUCCAAAGGUGACACAAAUACAGUUUAUAGUAACUGCUGGAUAACCGGAUGGGGCUUCUCGAAGGAAAAAGGUGAAAUCCAAAAUAUUCUACAAAAGGUAACCAUUCCUUUGGUGACAAAUGAAGAAUGUCAGAAAAGAUAUCAAGAUUAUAAAAUAACCAAACAGAUGGUCUGCGCUGGCUAUAAAGAAGGCGGAAAAGACGCUUGUAAGGGAGAUUCAGGUGGUCCCUUAGUUUGCAAACACAACGGAAUGUGGCAUUUGGUGGGCAUCACCAGCUGGGGUGAAGGCUGUGCCCGCAGGGAGCAACCUGGUGUCUACACUAAAGUCGCUGAGUACCUGGGCUGGAUUUUAGAGAAAACGCAGGGCAGUGAUGGAAAAGCUCGGAUGCGGUCACCAGCGUGAGGAAUAGCCCAGAGUAGAGGCGAUUUUUACAACCUGGGUUCAAGUCAAACUCUGAGCCUGGGGGUCAUCUGCAAAGCAUGGAGAGUGGCAUCUACUUUGCAUCCUGUCAUAAGGACAAAGGACAGCGUCUUGCUGAGGCCAGCUCUCGGCAUUCAGUAACUGGGAGCUGGUACUGCGAGGCUGCAACUGAACGUCUCCAUGAUUGCGUGUUGUGAAAUAAAUGGUAAAAGAUCA